AUGACAUCUGACAACUCUUAUGUACAAAUUCAAGUUGAAAACGAAAUUACAACCGGGAAGACUCCAGAUAAAAAUACAUUAAAAAAAUUUUCAGAAAUUGUUUGCUCGCCUAAUAUGCAACAUGUAGCUGUGUUAGACGAAGAUUGCAAUAUUACUUUUUGGUUUAUUGAUAUUAAAAACAAAUCUCCGAAGAAUGUUAAAAUAAUUAAUAUUGACAAUAUUUGUGCAAAAGCAAAAGGAGAUAGGUUAUUUGCAAUUUCAGAUAACAUGCUUACUUCAAUUGGUCUUAAAAGAGUCAAUCCCUACAACUUUAAAAUUUUCGAUUAUAAAACUGAAGAAGAGGUAUUGCUGACCUUUCCGGAUUGGCAAACGGAAAUUGACUUCUUGUCCUUUACUGAUAACGGAAAUAUUAUAAUGGUCAAUACCAGAUAUUACAGAGCAUAUGUUUUUUCAAAUAAAAAAAAAGAAUGGAUUUGUAAAACAAUGAUUGAGUUGAAAUAUUUUAAAAAAAUUUAUAUUACACCUAAAGGCAAAUUGAUCAUAUUUAAUGAUACAAUUUAUGAGAUCACAAUAUGGGACAUUAAAAACUUAUCAAUUAAAACUCGUAUUUUAGUAGAAUGGCAUUAUAUAUUUGAAUCUAUAGAAAUCAGUGAUGAUGAAGAAUUACUAAUAGUAAGCGCCAAACAUGAGAAAAUUAAAAAAACACGUUUAUAUGUCUUUUCCACCGAAACUGGGAUAAACCUAGCAUUUUUUGAUGCACUACUAUUUGUUAUCGAUAGAUUUCACUUAAUCGCUUCUAAAAAAGGAGAAAGAUUACUUUAUGUAUUAGACGAUCCACCAGAUAAGUAUUAUAAUAUAGUGGAUCCUUACAAUCUAACAAAUCCAAAAGAUAUGAGUGACUUUUUUGAAAAUAACCAGAUUCAAGAACCAUACGUAAUUCAAUCAGACAAGAUAGUUUAUAUGACUGAUGGGAAUUUGUCAAUCAAAGAUUUAGUGCCUGAUAAUUCUGAUGACUGGAUGGAAUACUUACGAAAAGAAUUGAAGGACACAAACAGCAUUACAACACUAUCUGAAAAGAGAACUAAAAUUAUAAAGAAUAUAUUAAAUAAUAACUAUAAUAAAUAUAUUUCUGAUAACGAAGAAUUUUCAGGGCAUUAUUUAAAAUGGGGAUUAGAAUUAGACAGAAACUCAGUAAUACUUACAGUAACUGACUUUAACUAUCGCAAGAAGAAUUGGAAUCCUAAUCACAAAAAAAACCGACUAGAAAUUCUUCCAUCUUUUCAUCAGGAUGGAAAAAAGUUUAUAGCACACUGUGAAAUUCUUGAUAAUGAUGAUUUUAUUAUGAUUACACGUAUUGGAGUAAUUAUAUGGACUUUUAGAUUAUCUAUAGCCACUAAGACAAAAAGCAUUAAGAUGCAUUAUUAUUGGAAUGAUUGUAAUGGCGAUUUAGAGAAAUUCGUAUCUGAUCAUAAUGGUCGUUUAAAGGAAUUUGACUUCAGUGACUUAAAAUCUAAAGAUCUGACUUCAGAAAGAAUUCUCCCUAAUUCAAGUUACGAAACCAUCUGUAGAAAUUUAGAUAUUGAAUUUGGUGAAAAACAAACACUUUUCCGAGAAUUUUUAAAAGAUAAUAUUUUUGACGAAUUUUAUUUAAUUUGCUAUGGAAAAAUUCUUAUGGCAACAUUUAUCUCAUUAAAUGAUGAUAAGUGGAUUAGAACUUUAGGGAACAACUGUAUAGAAAAAUGCAUGCAAGAAAAUUAUCAUUUGAUAUUUAAAAUCUCUUUGCUGAGUAUUAUUUUUGAUUUUGAUAACUUUAUUGAAUUAUCGGAAAAUCAUCCUGCAUUUAUAUUCUCUACUUUAUCUAUAAUAUCAUUUGUAGUUCCUUCGAUUGACAUAAAUCCAAAAUUAAUUUCACAUCUUUCCAGUUAUGGUAGAUACUGCCAUUUAUCUAAAACAUCAUUUAUUAAUAGAUUUACAUCUAAUAUUUGUAGCCAUCGUUUGAUAAGUAGUAAUAAAAAUUUAGUUAUAAAACCAGAUAAAGAUUAUGAUCUUAUAGAUGAUAAAUCAUCAAUAACGGUGCUUGCAUUUCCUCUGCCAAACUUUAUUUCUUAUCCAAAAGAUUAUAGUUUUUGGAAAGAAUUAGUGCAACCUGCUCACAAUUGUUUUACAUAUACAAAUAGGCUCAAAAUGAUAAAUGAAGAAUUUUAUUCAUAUUUAAAUGGAGAAGCACUGCUAGGUUUUAAAUGGAAUACUUAUGGGAAGAAAUAUUAUUUAACAAUUUGGGCAAUUUAUACAGCUUUUCUUUGUAGUUUUAUCAUUGCCGCAACAUAUUUUAAAAAUUUCUCUCAGACAAGUUUAUAUAUUCUUUUAAAUAUAACUAUUUGUCUUGGAAUUUGGCAUUUAAUUUUUGAACUCCGCCAAUUUAUUUACUCUCCAAAAAGAUAUAUAUCUGGCUUUUGGAAUUUCUUUGAUUUAUGUGCAUUUUUAUUACCAACAAUAUCAUCAAUUAUAUGGCUUCAAAGAAAUGUGAUUCCAACUUCAAUGGCUACUAUUUCUAUUUUGCUAUUAGAAAUUAAAUUUCUUUUAUUUUUUCGUGCAAUUGAAUUUUCCGGUGUUUAUUUCGCUAUGAUACUAAAAGUAGCUCAAAAAAGUUUUUCAUUUUUGGUGAUAUUAGGAUUAGUUAUAUUUGCCUUUGCACAUUCAUUACAUAUUUUAUUGCGCUAUUCUACUGAUCCGUGGAAUUCAACUACAACUUAUAAUGCUAUAGAACCUGAUGGUACAAUUGACGAAAACUCAUCACUUAUAGAACCUUCUACUACGUCUACUAAUAUGUUUAUGUCAAUUGGCUCAUCAAUUUCAGCUGUUUUUAUUAUGUUAACAGGAGACAGAACACCAAUUUCUUAUUGGGAAUUAAACGAUAACCCCACUUUACUUAUUUUAUCAAUCGUAUUUUCUUUCAUUGCAACUAUUUACCUGAUGAAUUUAUUUAUUGGAUUACUUACUGAGGCUAUAUUUGAAACUACAAGAGAAUCAUUUUUAAUUUUAAAGGCCGAGCAUGUAAUAGAUACCCAAAAAGAAAAUUGGAAAGGUUAUAAAAAGCCACAACUUUCUGAAGGCCUCGAUAAAGUUCUUCUACUCCCUAAAAAACAACCUGACCUCGAACAAAUUGAGAGUGAAAUUAAAGAACUAAAAGAAUCACAUAAUCAGGCAAUUAAAACGAUAAAUAUUAUUAAGGAACUAAAAGAAUCACAUGAUCAGGCAAUUAAAACGAUAAAUAUUAUUGCCAACAAAUUAGCAAUAAAUAAUAUUUAG
This is a messenger RNA of Scutellospora calospora, 3309 nucleotides long. The record is from the annotation of a GenBank genome assembly. Lineage: Eukaryota; Fungi; Glomeromycota; Glomeromycetes; Diversisporales; Gigasporaceae.